AUGCGAAAGAGCCACUCGCUCCCCACCAUCAAGCGACAGCCCCUUUGUCCGCCAGGGCGGCCUGCGGGGCUGUGGCCACAGGAUGUCCUCUUUAGCGAGUACAAAGCACCUUCCCUGAGGUGGGAGAAUCCCAACGAGAAGCUUCUAAGCUUGCAUGCUUACCAGGAGCGAUCAUCCUGGGCCAACGAUGCAUUCGACAUUCACAGGCCCUUGCACCAGCGCCUGGAGCGGCGGAAGCCAGACAAGGUUUGGCGCCUGACUGAUGCUGGGACGAAGUUCUCCUACAACUCGCAGGUGAGUUUGGCUAGAGAUGCCUCGGCGAGUAGCUGGGACAUGUGGCGACCGGCUAAUCACUGUGCGCCGCCCUGGCGCAACAGUGUGUACCCCAGAGCGCUGUACAGCUCAGUGGCUUGCAACUCGAAUUCUUUGGUGCAGUGA
Molecule: messenger RNA, 438 nt
Organism: Symbiodinium sp. CCMP2456
Lineage: Eukaryota; Dinophyceae; Suessiales; Symbiodiniaceae
Source: the annotation of a GenBank genome assembly